This is a messenger RNA of Selaginella moellendorffii, 1236 nucleotides long. Its product is annotated as cytochrome P450 716B1. NCBI's taxonomy places the organism in Eukaryota, Viridiplantae, Streptophyta, Lycopodiopsida, Selaginellales, Selaginellaceae. Bases 205 to 1236 code for a protein of 343 amino acids. Gene Ontology annotation, biological process: sterol metabolic process. The transcript has 3 exons. Gene Ontology annotation, molecular function: oxidoreductase activity, acting on paired donors, with incorporation or reduction of molecular oxygen; monooxygenase activity; heme binding. The record is from RefSeq and is a predicted model, not a curated record.
CAUUGUCUUCUCUAGAUCCUUCACAAGUACCUUCAAUUUCAAGAAGAAAGAGAAAAAAAUGCUAGAAUUUCCAAUAGUAGCAGUGGUGAGUUUAGUACUGGCCGGAAUAUGGAUCUGGAGGGCUUUCUCGCAGAAAUCCUAUGACCCACCGACGCCUCCUCUUGUCACCCAUAAGCAUCCUUCAUUGGCGCUGUCUUGGCGCCAAUGAAGAUGAUCAUGGGUGACAAGAGCUUGUUCUUCAUGGAGGGCCAGAGAGCGAAGAGCUUCCGUCACAUACUUAUGGCGUUCCUUGGUCCCGAGGCUAUGCGAAGGUAUGUUGCGAGGGCCAGCUCCAUCGCCCAGGCACACAUCGAGAAGUUUUGGCUGGAUGGAUCGGAGGUUCGAGCAUAUUUACUCGUUAAGAAGGCCUUGUUCUCGGUGGUGUUUAACUUGUUUUUGAGCAUACAAAACGAGGAGGAGGAGAAAGAGCUCUUGGUUCCAUUUGAGGAGUUUUUGCACGGCUUAGUCGAGCUGCCCAUCAACUUUCCAGGGACCAAGUUUCGGCGGGCAAAGCUUGCGACGCGCAAGAUCUUUGGGAAGCUGGACAAGUUCAUAAGCAAGAGAAAGGUGGAGCUUCAGGAAGGGAGGGCGUCGGCUGAGCAAGAUUUGCUCAGCGUUCUCUUGACAACGAGGGGAGAGGAUGGAGAGAGAACACCUGGAAAGUUGCGUCUGGUCCCUCCAGUGCUGGGAAACACGCGGAUAGCGAUCACGCAAAUGACCAUCGAGGGCUUCACAGUUCCAAAAGAUUGGCGAUUCAUGUGGAGCGUCUUCCGGAGCAACAGGAGGAGCGCGUUCUUCCCCGACCCAGACAAGUUCGAUCCGGAGCGAUUCGAUGGGAGCUCGGGCUUGAUCCCAUACACGUACGUUCCAUUUGGUGGAGGCCCUCGCAUUUGCCCCGGGAACGAGUUCGCCAAGAUGCUCCUCCGCGUGUUCUUGCAUCAUCUCCUCACCCAGUUCCAGUGGGCGCUCCUCGAUCCAAACGAGCACUCCAUUCGCACUUCCGGCCAACGGCCUCCACGUCAAACUGUCCAAAAAUCCAAUAUAAUCCCUCGCGAGGUUCCCUGGAUCUUGGAAACCAUAAACUAUAUCACUCGAUCUUGGAACCAUAGCAUCACACUUUACCACCAUUUUUAUAACGUCCUUCCACGAAUCAAGCAUGUUGCAUGUAUCUUUCUUGUGGAAGCUUCAGGAUCUUGA